Molecule: messenger RNA, 1465 nt
Organism: Rhopalosiphum padi (bird cherry-oat aphid)
Lineage: Eukaryota; Metazoa; Arthropoda; Insecta; Hemiptera; Aphididae
Gene: Scgalpha
Product: epsilon-sarcoglycan
Exons: 7
Coding region: 425-1435 (336 amino acids)
Cellular component (GO): sarcoglycan complex
Source: RefSeq, a predicted model, not a curated record
UAACGCGUGCGUACCUAUAAUAACAAUAAUAUCAUGACGAUGUGUGUAUUUGUAAGACUCGAAAACGAAUGUAAAAAAAUAUGUCAAAAAACGACGAUUUGGAAUACUGCCACGGGCAAAACAAAUAUUUGGCGGAAACUCACGAGUGCCAUCAGUCCCCACUACACACUCCGACCUGCUGAUCAAACAACCGCAGACUAGACACGUUAAUGUUCCUCUACCUCCACUCUCGUUUAAUCGAUCGUUUUUCGUAUCCGCUACAAAUACAAUUAUCUAAACAAUAAAUCGUUAUUACAUUUCACCAUAAAUCCACGAACGUAAAAAAAAUUGUAACAACCGAUAGCGUGUUACCCACGAAUUAUCUGAUCACUAAACGCCGUCAGAGUUUUGUUUGAUAUUGUCGUUCCUCGAUUAGACAGUAGACAUGAUGCAUUUCACCACUACAGCUUUCCUAAAAACCGCAUGCAUGUGCAUUAUCGCUGCAUUGGGUCACGUAGAGCCCAAAGUGAUCACGAGAGAUGUGAACGAAACGGAAAUGUUUUACUACGAAAUACGCCCGGAACUUUUUAACUGGACAAAUGGCGCAGAUAGCAAGUUUGUGUUCACACCAUCAUUACAAAAUUAUCCAGACUUGCUAUAUUGGAUACAUUACAAAUUCAACAGUAAAAAUAGACACGGCUACUUAUAUGGAACACCACCUGCGAACUUGUCGGAACGACAAAUCCUAUUGGAUAUUAUUGGAUUAAACAAAAAAACUUAUCAGGUUGAGACACAAGUUAUUCAAUUAAACAUUUUUGAAAAAUCUGAAUAUGCAACAAAUGAGGUUAGAUUUAAAAUUAACAACUUGAAUGUGGAAGACAUGUUUAAUGAAGAACGCAUUCCAUACUUACUAGAUAUAUUUAGACAAUAUUUAUGGGUGGGUAGUAAACAGAAUUUGUAUGUUACAUUUCUAGCAUCCGCUAGUGAUUUAGGACAACGAUUACCAUUAGAUCCAAAUGAUACAGAGGGUGUUGUUGUCAAUUUAGGAAGCUCAUCAAAUUUUUCAACAAUAUUAUAUGAUCUCGAGAAAGAAAUAAGCCCACUGCAAAAAAUGAAUAAAUGUCCAAAGGAUUUUAAAAGAACAAGUGUUGAACGAUAUUUCCGAGCUAAUGGCUUUAAUUUGGACUGGUGCAGUUUCAAACUUGUAGAGUUGACUACUAUCUUUAAUCAGAAUCAAACUAAGAAUGUUCAAGACAAAAUAUCUAGUACAAAAUAUGCAGAAGAAAAUGUUUGGGAAUUAGUGGAAUCUCUACAAUACAGUCAGUCCAUGCACACGGAUACUACAAAAUUUAACAUUACAUUACUUGUUUUUAUAAUCUUUGUGGUUGGGUUAAUUUUAAGUAUUGGUAUAUUUGGAUGGUAUAAAAAAAAAGUUAUUUUUUUUAAAAAUAUAUAACACCAAAUAAAUAAAACAAAAUAAUUUGAA